Molecule: messenger RNA, 261 nt
Organism: Trichoderma asperellum CBS 433.97
Lineage: Eukaryota; Fungi; Ascomycota; Sordariomycetes; Hypocreales; Hypocreaceae
Biological process (GO): attachment of spindle microtubules to kinetochore
Cellular component (GO): mitotic spindle; DASH complex
Molecular function (GO): microtubule plus-end binding
Source: RefSeq, a predicted model, not a curated record
AUGGACCAGCCACACGGCGGUGGCCUCAUCUCGCCGCCAGAGCUGUCUCCCAUGGAGCAGGAAAUCCUGGAAGAGUACGAGCGCCUAGCGACGAACAUGAAGACUCUGGCAACUCUGUUGGAUACUUUGGCGUCGAAUCCUACUGUCGGGAUAUUGGAUGGGCUGCGGGAGCUGGAGCGGAAGACGAGCUUGGCGUUUACGCUGCUGAAGGCGAGUGUGUAUAGCAUUGUGCUGCAGCAGGAGAUUGAUUGGGGGGCUGGU